AUGAUCAGAUUAUGGUUUGCACUGCUUUUUGUUAAUCGAGGAUCUGCACUUGUUCCAGUAACUACAGCUCAACUUGGGGGACCUGUCACCUUUACAUGUGUUCUGCCCAAAACUGAGACCGGCCGAAGAGAUAUCCACUGGUACCAUCAGAGAGCUGGUGACACACUGAAAAUUAUCUGGACACUGAAAGAAUCGGCAACACCUAAGUUUGGACCUGCAUUUGAUAACUCAAGAUGGGAAGCUAAUUAUGAUAAAAAUGUCAGCAACCUGACGAUUCUGAGAACAAAUCAUGAGGAUGAGGGAAUCUAUCACUGUGGCUUCACAGAGUGGCUCCAAGAUACUACAUGGACGGGGACAUAUUUGUUAGUAAAAGAAAACACCCAGAGGAUAUCAAACUAUACCGUUGUUCAGGAGAAGACCAUCCGUCUAGGAGACUCAGUGACUCUCCAAUGUUCAGUUCUCUCCGGCUCAGUUAACAAGACAUGUCCAGGGGGUCUCGAGGUAUUCUGGUUCAAAGAAGGAUCUCAUAGAUCUCAUCCUAGUAUUAUCUAUACUGAUGGAAACGGACAUCAUGAAUGUAAGAAAAGAUCAGAGACUGAAAAGAGCUGUGCGUAUCGCUUCUCUAAGAACAUCAGCUCCUCUGAUGCUGGGACUUACUACUGUGCUGUGGCCACAUGUGGGGAGAUAUUGUAUGGAAAAGGAAGUAAACUGGACAUUCAAGGGUGCAGCGUGUGGUCACAGAGUGCAACUACAGUUAUUCUUCUGCUGUGUCCUGUACUGGUUCUGAUUGUUAUUGCUGUCCUCGCUUACACAAUCAAGAAAACCAACAGUGAUUAUUGCAAAGGUGAUGGCCUCCAGCUCACUUUGGAAUGGUUCACAGCCAAAUGUGAAGCAGUGGGAAUGAGAAUCAACACCUCCACAUCUGAGGCCAAGGUCCUUAGCCGGAAAAGGGUGGAGUGCCCAGUCCGGGUCAGGGACGAAUUCUUGCCCCAAGUGGAAGAGUUUAAGUGUCUCUGGGUCUUGUUCAUGAGUGAUGGGAAUGCCGUGGAAGUGGUGAUAGUCUGA
Messenger RNA from Neolamprologus brichardi, 1065 nucleotides. Lineage: Eukaryota; Metazoa; Chordata; Actinopteri; Cichliformes; Cichlidae. The record is from RefSeq and is a predicted model, not a curated record.